AUGCUCCGGGCCCAUGAGCCGCGGCCAGGGGAGGCGGGGGCGGCCGCUCUCUCCUUUCCAGCUAGGCCCUUGGACACUUAUCUGCUGGACUGUGAACACACUUCAGAAGCUCUCCCAAGCCUCCCCCACACCCCCAAGCCGCCCCAGAAGCGCUCUCGAGCCGCCUUCUCCCACAGACAGGUCAUCGAGUUAGAGAGGAAGUUCAGCCACCAGAAGUACCUGUCAGCACCUGAACGGGCGCACUUGGCCAAAAACCUCAAGCUCACCGAGACGCAAGUGAAAAUCUGGUUCCAGAACCGUCGCUAUAAGACCAAGCGGAAGCAGCUGGCAGCUGACCUGGGGGACCUGGAGAAGAACUGCUCGCUGCCCGCCCCCAAGGAGGAGGGCUUCUCACGGGCCUCUGUGCUCUCAGCUUACAACCGUUACCCCUACUAUCCUUACCUUUACUACCUAGGAAGCUGGAGCCCAGCUCUCUGGUAA
This is a messenger RNA of Suncus etruscus (white-toothed pygmy shrew), 480 nucleotides long. RefSeq names its product NK3 homeobox 1 (gene NKX3-1). NCBI's taxonomy places the organism in Eukaryota, Metazoa, Chordata, Mammalia, Eulipotyphla, Soricidae. The transcript is spliced from 2 exons. The coding region runs from base 1 to 480 and encodes 159 amino acids. Gene Ontology annotation, molecular function: DNA-binding transcription factor activity, RNA polymerase II-specific; RNA polymerase II cis-regulatory region sequence-specific DNA binding. The record is from RefSeq and is a predicted model, not a curated record. Gene Ontology annotation, biological process: regulation of transcription by RNA polymerase II; cell differentiation. Gene Ontology annotation, cellular component: nucleus.